Molecule: messenger RNA, 2536 nt
Organism: Saccostrea cuccullata (small rock oyster)
Lineage: Eukaryota; Metazoa; Mollusca; Bivalvia; Ostreida; Ostreidae
Product: caspase-8-like
Exons: 11
Coding region: 107-2293 (728 amino acids)
Biological process (GO): proteolysis; signal transduction; regulation of apoptotic process
Molecular function (GO): protein binding; cysteine-type endopeptidase activity
Source: RefSeq, a predicted model, not a curated record
CAGUAAACAGGAGAAUCAACAGUUUCAUAUUGAGAUGCAUUACUUCUGAAGAAAAUAACUAAACUGGGCACCCUUUGAAAAGAAAGUGAUACAAGAAAUUGUUACAAUGAAUGACAUAGAGACAGAUCGCCCUGAACUGGUUCCAGAUGCAGUUCCCCAGAAGGGCUUUGACUAUGGGCAAUUCCUAGUGACUGUGGACAAUGGAUUAGACACGAGUGAUGUGGAAAACCUUAAAUUCUUACUUAGAGGUGUAGUCCCCGACUCCAAGCUACAGAAGGCCCAGAGAGGUCUUGAUUUAUUUAAUGAACUCCAGAACACAGGUGUGAUCGACAUGGAGGAAGGGGACCUGGAACUGUUAGAGGAGUGUUUGUAUAGAAUUCAUAGGAAGGAUUUACUGAAGAAAAUAGCAAGGGAUACCAUAAUGGUGGAACAAAGAUUGCGGAGACUACAAGAAGAAAUAUACAGAAAAGAUGUCAAUUACAUGGAAUCCAACAAAUUCUUGUCACCUUUCAGAGUGCUGCUAUUUGAGAUUGGAGAGGACAUUGACGAUGAAGAAUUUGGUUCAGUGAUGUUUGCUCUUACAUCGCUUGUUCCUAAAGGACAGCUUUCUAAAAUGAAGUCCAUAUUUGAUUUGUUUCUGUUUUUGGAGAAAAAAGAUGAAAUGUCCCAUUUGAAAGUUGAUGUUUUACUGAAAGUGCUUAAAGUCAUUGACAGGGCUGAUCUUAUACCAAAAGUCAACAAAUACCUCUCCAGUCAAAGUAAGAGGAAUAGCCCAUCCCAGUUCACUGGCCCCACACAGAUGGAAGUGGAGCCCUCAGAGGGACCACAACUUCACCCACCACCCCAGCUGCCUCCAAUGGGACAAGGCACCACACUAGCCAUGGCCGCUCCAUUAGCAGAUGGACUUUUAAUAAGACUUGCUGAUGUUAUUUCCAAAAGUCCAGACUGGAAAGACUUGGCCCCAUUUCUGGGUUUGGAGGACAUGACUAUAUUAGCUUUAGUUAAUGAUGAUAACAUGAUGCCAUCAUUAAGGGUAUAUAAGAUGCUUCAGCACUGGCAGAGAGACGUGAUGCAGAACGACGAGACUUGCCGCGUGACUAUGAUAGGGGUCCUCCAGAAGUUUAGAAUUACAGAGGGACUGCAGAUACUGGGACAAACUGUGGAGGAAGACGAACACAUUCCUAACCCAACUCCAAUGGACUUGCGUUCUUUGUAUCAACCUCCGACUGGGGAAAUUCCUUUGUCAUUGAGACACCCUGCCCCGGAGCCUCUUCCUGAUAUCCAGGCCCUGAGACCAAACAUGUCUGAGAUCGAGACACAAACUUCCAUGUUGAUUCUUCCUCAUGGAAACCAGCCUAUCAGAGACCACAACGAAGAAAAUUUAUCAGUAUCAAACACUGAGGCCAGGAUACAGCUUGCAGAGUUACAUCCCCCUCCCUCAGAAAACAACAAUGCUCAGUCAGCGAGAAGUAUAAGGGGUAAUGUAAUGGAGAAUCUAGGCCAGAUGAUGAAUAGAGCACACAUUGAUGAUGAGAUGGAUCUGCCGUCAUAUCGUAUGGACAGAAAACCAAGAGGCAUUGCUUUGAUAAUCAACAACAUGAAAUUUUUCAAAGUGCCAAACGAUCCAGAAAGCAAAGAGAUGCCAGACAGAACUGGCACAGACCUGGAUGCAGAUAAAUUAACCUACAUUUUCCGUAAACUUGACUUCCGUGUGAAACGUUAUGACAAUCUAGAGGACUAUGCAAUGAACAGGAGACUUGUUGAGGUGUCCUUUGAAGACCAUUCUCAGUUUGACUGUUUUGUGUGCUGUAUUUUGUCCCAUGGUGUCCUGCAGAACAUUUAUGGCACUAAUGGUAGAUUGGUCAGAAUCUCCGAGUUAACGGGAAUAUUCCGAUCUGGGAAGUGUCCAAGUCUGGCUGGAAAACCAAAGUUGUUUUUCAUUCAGGCAUGUCAAGGAAGGGAAAAACAAGGAGGUAUUGACAUUGAGAUGGACAGUGAUAUUGAACCGGACAAUGGCCGGACCUCUGAGAUGAUCCCCGAUGAGGCGGACUUUGUACUGGGGUGUGCCACUGUACCAGGGUACGUGUCCUACAGAAGUAGGUCACAGGGAAGCUGGUUUGUCAACAAACUGGUGGAGAUGUUAGAUAAAUAUGCCUACAGAUAUGACCUGCUGAGUAUCUUGGUCAAAGUGAAUGAGGAGGUAGGGAGAGCCAAUGCUCGUUUGGAGGGUGGAGUCUACAAACAAAUCCCUGCCCCCCUGGUAACCCUUAGGAAGAAGCUGUUCUUUCGAUAAACCUUACACUAUGUGAUUCAUGUUUACACAAUUUUUGAAACACAAAAAAAUUAUUUUUGUGAUGUAAAAUUUUGUUUAAAAUCACUUUGAUGAAUAUUUUUCAAAGAGGAAUUUGCUUCAAACACCCAGUGUGCAUGUUUUUUUUUACAUAAUUGUAAAAGUGCAGACAUUGUUAAUUAUACAUUAUAUGUUUUGUUCAAAGCAUUGUGAUUUAUUAAAUCUAAUCAUUUUUGAUCAUUGUUA